AUGGAACCGCUCCAAGAUACCAACGCUGAGUCUGUCAAUUCCGAGGACCGAAGGCACUAUACGCACGCGGAUCCGGACCCAGCAAACGGCUACUCCGACAAAUUUCUACGGACAGUUUCACACCCGCUAAGAGGAAACUCUAACAUGUACCCCGAUACGUCUGUGCAUUCACUGCCAAGUCUGGUUCGCCCUGAUCCAAAUUCCCACCAGCAACUAGUAAAGGACUCAUCUGAUUACCGCGGUAAUACGGGUGCGACCCUGGAUCAGUACAGCAGUGCUAGGCAUACAUUUCCUUCACAUCAGCAUACGCCACGCAGAGCUACAAUUAUCAAUAAGCUGGAUAAGCAUGUUGAGAAAAAAUGCGAAAUUUUGAUGGACCAAAUUAGCAAUCUGGGUAAUGUUGACCCAAACCUAGCUCCGACUGGCUCGGAAUUCAGCCAAAAUAGGGUUGAAGGUCAGGAGGAUGAGGGAGAGCUCUCUAUUCCAUUGAAGCACACUACCGCAGCUCACAAGCUACUGGGGUGGCCGGCAGUCAAUGAGCUGCUACACCCUCUGCUAUAUAGCGAGGAUUAUGUCAUGCAGUUCGAAGAAAGUCGCGGGCUGAUCAGCAUAUUCGGCCAAGGCGAGUUCUCAUACUCUGCUGACGAUCGUCAAGUACCCACGGGAAACAUCUCCAAUGGCCCUAAAACAACCAGUCCACAGGGUGCUGGCGCAGCAUCGAAUGAUGAUGUUGACAUCGACGAAUUUGGCAACUUGAAGCUGGAUGCUACGACCGCUAUGCGCUACUACAAUAGCUACCGCAGGCAUAUGUUUAAGCUUCACCCGUUUCUUAGGGAGGGUGAACUCGACACCAUGGUCCGUAGCUUCAUCCUGUGUUAUGCGAGGUCAGUUUCGAAUGACACGCAACCAUCUUGCGAUGGUCUGCCACCCGUUCAAAGCACGCCGUUAAACAAAAGCCUGCGCAUACAUGGCGAGCUUACGGAGACCAAUGCCAACCCGCCGCGGCCACGAGUCGGUAAAAACAUUGACAACGCCUUGGUCAUGCUUUGCCUCGCCCUUGGGGCUAUUUGCGAAACUCGUGUGCCGCUUUCUGGGCCUAUUUUCCCUGGCCAGACCCUCUAUGGAUACGCAACCAUAAUACUAGGUCAUCUACAGGGUGGAAACGAUCUAGAACAUAUUCAUGCCGCGUUGCUUGCUGGCCUUUAUAUGGGUCAAUUGGCCCAUCCUUUCCAGAGCCACAGUUGGAUUUCUCAGGCCUGCAGAGCCUGCCAGGUGCUUGUGAGAACUAAGCGAUAUGAGCAGCUUGAGGAGGGGCUUACGCGGGACCUGCACAACUUCGCAUACUGGACUUGUUUACAAUUAGAGAGCGAUCUUCUCGCAGAGUUGGACAUUCCACCGAGCGGUAUCUCCCUCCUCGAGGGUCGGAUCUCGAUUCCGAAAGGCAAAUGGUCAAUCAUUCAACCAAACGAUCACAUCAAUACUAUGGUAAUGAUGUAUUAUUCUGCUCAAAUUCACCUACGCAAAUUGCUAAACCGAGUUCAUACAUGUCUAUACAAAUCCAAAACGCAAGGCCAGACAAACUGGUCCUCUACCCUUCAAGAGGCGUUGAGUCUAAAUCUCGACCGCUGGCGCCAAAGCCUACCACAAAGUAUGCAGUGGGACGAUGCCGACCCGCCAGCAAACGAAAUCAACGCUGCUCGUAUGCGUGCCAAGUAUUACGGUGCUCGGUAUAUUAUCCACCGACCUCUUCUCUAUCAUGCACUGCACUACGGCAACACAGGUGUACGCACUGGUCCACUCGGCCAACUUUUAUUUGACUCACCCAGUGACAAUGGCUCUAUACCGGCGGCAGGGUGGCAGCCUCCAAAAGUCAGUUUGAAUAAUAUACCGAGAAAGCUGAGAGCUGCCUGUGAUAUCUGCAUCAAAUCUGCUAUCAAGAGUACGGAGGCCUUUGACGGUUUGGGUGGAGAUCGGUUAGUGGUUACCAACAUCUUCGGCACUGCCCAUGCUCAAUUCGGCAAUAUGCUCGUCCUAGCUGCGACUUAUAAGUCGAGUCUGAACGAGCUCGUCGAGAAAGGAAAACUCGACCGUCUUCUCAAACGCACAAUAGGCUUCCUCGCCCAAAGCAAAGACAUAUCCCCCACCCUCCGCGCCGACGGUCAUAUUCUCACUGAACUCUACCGGAAUAUCUUCGGUCGUCUUCCUGACAUCGGGCAAGCUACUAGCGUGCGCGUCUCUUAA
Messenger RNA from Penicillium griseofulvum, 2241 nucleotides. RefSeq names its product fungal specific transcription factor domain-containing protein. The coding region runs from base 1 to 2241 and encodes 746 amino acids. Lineage: Eukaryota; Fungi; Ascomycota; Eurotiomycetes; Eurotiales; Aspergillaceae. The record is from RefSeq and is a predicted model, not a curated record. The transcript has 5 exons.